Messenger RNA from Didymosphaeria variabile, 567 nucleotides. RefSeq names its product trifunctional hydroxymethylpyrimidine kinase/phosphomethylpyrimidine kinase/thiaminase (gene THI20). The transcript has 2 exons. Gene Ontology annotation, cellular component: cytosol. The record is from RefSeq and is a predicted model, not a curated record. NCBI's taxonomy places the organism in Eukaryota, Fungi, Ascomycota, Dothideomycetes, Pleosporales, Didymosphaeriaceae. Gene Ontology annotation, molecular function: hydroxymethylpyrimidine kinase activity; phosphomethylpyrimidine kinase activity. The coding region runs from base 1 to 567 and encodes 188 amino acids. Gene Ontology annotation, biological process: thiamine biosynthetic process.
AUGACUGCUACGACUGCGCUAACGGCGCAGAACACCUUGGGCGUGCAAGAUGUUCAUCACACGCCACCGCCAUUUUUACAAAAGCAGAUUGAUGCCUGCAUUGGUGAUAUCGGCGUUGAUGUGGUCAAGACUGGUGAUACUGAAUUCGCUAAUCCUAAAGAAUACCAGGUCAUGGUAUCGACAAGCGGGUCUGCUCUGCUCCCCAAAGAAGCGAUCUCCACGCUCAUUAGCUCACUGCUUCCGUUAUCAACACUGCUUACGCCGAACCUUCCCGAAGCGGAGCUACUUCUCAAAACCGCUGGCAAGAGGUUUAAGUCGCCAGAGAAUGUAGACGACAUUAUCAACAUCGCUAAAGCCAUCAAAGAGCUGGGACCUAAAAAUGUCUUAGUCAAAGGCGGACAUUUACCCAUGACGAAGGACAGACUCGUGUCGAAAGAUGAAGCGGAGAAAAACAUUGUACUGAAUGUGUUGGUCGGCAACGGGAUUGAUGUGACUGUUGACGAGACAGCGUAUCUGAAGAGCCGCAAUACACAUGGGACCGGGUGUUCGCUUGCUUGUAAGUUGUGA